CUCAACUCUCCCAGAGCCGGAAACAAAACAAGUGUGUCAUGUGAUUUCUGCUUGUACCUCUAGUCAAGUGGGAAGCUGCUCGAUGUAAACUCAAUUAAAAAGGAUUAAAAGAAGCUGCUGAGCGCUCUGGAUAACAUCAUAAAACAUUGGCCGCCAUGGCUGAUGAUCUGAAGAGAUACCUCUACAAACAGAUGCAGAGUGUUGAAGGUCUUCAUGCUAUUGUAGUGACAGACAGGGAUGGUGUCCCAGUGAUCAAAGUUGCCAAUGACAACGCCCCAGUCCACGCCCUCAGACCUGGCUUCCUGUCCACUUUUGCUCUGGCCACAGAUCAGGGCAGCAAGCUGGGCCUCUCCAAGAACAAGAGCAUCAUCUGCUACUACAACACCUACCAGAUUGUGCAGUUCAAUCGGUUACCACUGGUCAUCAGUUUCAUUGCCAGCAGCAAUGCCAACACAGGUCUCAUCAUGAGUCUGGAGAAGGAGUUGGCUCCACUAAUAGAGGAACUGAGGCAGGUGGUGGAGGUGACAUAAGCUCUGAGAGACAGGAAAACCCUGAGCAGGAUCCACAGCAGAAUCACCAGACCGGAUCACAUCCUGCUCUCUGAAUCUCUCUCUGUCUCUAACGGUGCAUUCAGGUGCUGUGAUAACCUGUCUGGGGGUUUUUACAGUUCCACGUAAUGUUAACGUCUUCAUCUGUUUACAUCAUGAUUGAAAUUUUCUGUACACUUUUUGUCCUGUUGACUUUGCUUUCUGCCAUUUUCUGUAGAAUGUGGGUGCUUCCCAUCAGCAUUUUCACAGCUAAGACAGUUUAUGUCAAAUCAAUUGUCUGAAUAAAUGUUUCAUUUUAAGCACCCAAA
Messenger RNA from Epinephelus lanceolatus (giant grouper), 856 nucleotides. RefSeq names its product late endosomal/lysosomal adaptor, MAPK and MTOR activator 3 (gene lamtor3). Gene Ontology annotation, biological process: cellular response to amino acid stimulus; positive regulation of TOR signaling. The record is from RefSeq and is a predicted model, not a curated record. Gene Ontology annotation, cellular component: Ragulator complex. NCBI's taxonomy places the organism in Eukaryota, Metazoa, Chordata, Actinopteri, Perciformes, Serranidae.